UUUUCACGCAUUUAUUUAUUCCUAUAUAAGAGUCGAUGACGAUGAACAUUUUCCAAGUCACUAAGCCUAUAAGCCCCAUCCAGAGCGAUAUUGAGAAAAAAGGAAAUGCUGUAUACUCUUCCAUUUUCGUUCCUCUUCUCUUCCGUUUCCCUCAAACUGGGCCCCACUGUCUACCACUGAUGGGCGUCUGAAAAAUGCCACAAAAGGGCCCCCUCGGAUUUUAUUUAUUUGAUUUUUUUUUCGUAUCUAUUUUUCCGUCGUCAUGUGUGUAACAUAGGCCUACGAUCAAGUCCUAUAUAGGACUACAUCUACUAUCCCUUUCGAAAAAAGACCUCUUGCCGCGAUUUGUAAAGAUAUAUAAUAGAGAUCCAAUCUGUGGAGGCAAGACGAGCGGCUGCUGGAGUGUAGGAGGUCCGGUAUAAAAUUGCGGCCAGAGGUUUUGAUGGGGUUCCGCACCAGUUUGCCGUCCACUCGAACAAGAGGCUACGGGCGACGACAGUCCGCACUUGAAUCCGCGGCCCCUUCGUCUCUUGUGUACAUAUAUUCUCCUUUUCUUUUUCCUUUUCUUCUCUUUUCCUUCUUCUGUUUAUGUACCACCAGCUUUUCGAAUCAGAGCGGAAAAGCGUAGGACACUGGCAAAUACUUUGUCGUCAUGGGCGACGUUGAAUGGUCACCUCCCCCCCACCCAAAUAAAAAAAAAAAAAAAUACCACGAAAGGCAUCAGUGCCAGCGUUGUAAUGGAGAAAGAGAGGCUGUAUCACCACUAGUUCAACGCUCCAUGAUCUCGUCAUCACAAUCGACACGUCUAUAUAUAUACAGCCGGCGAACAGAUUUGUUCUCAACACCACCAAGCGCAAAUUGCCGGUCUUUUAGCGCGUACGCGCCCGGUCUAAAUGUUGUGCCGGUGGGUCCUCUAUAUAUUUUUCUUAUCUGUCCAGUCGAUUACGUCUCACCAUUUUGAGUAGAAAUCGAUAAGUCAUGUGAGCAGAGAAAGAGAGCCGGGGUAAAGAAGAAAACAAGAAAAAAAGGGAACCAAACAAAAUACGGAAAAAGGUUUUGAGUCAAAAAAUCUGUCCUUUUAUUUAUUUUUUUUUUGAACGUUCGAUGGUCACGGUGAGGGCCGAAAAAGAGCAGCCCUCAUAUUUUCGAUUGCAAAUCGAUUCGUUCCACAAGUAUUGUUGCAUUUCAAAUCGAAUGCGCUACAGACACUAUAGUUUGAGGUUAGUGAUCGAGUGUUUGAUCUGCCAUUUGUGAGUGGCACACACUCCUCCUCUAUCCCGCUGAGCUAAUAGGUCUACACAUGCUCCUUCGAUAGUUAGAAACAAUUAUCAAGAAAAAGACGGCAGAGUUUCUUUAUGCUACUUUUAUUUGUUCGCCUUUUACCAGGAGAACGGGCUUUUCUUCGAAACGAAAGAACAAGGCAUCACCAGUUGCGCAGUUCAUUGCAUUUUCUUGUCCGUCUACGACUUUGGAACGCACCCGUUCGCCGUUGUCGGCUCAAUCGUGAUACAUAUAUGGCCAGCUAGAUUUGACACACACAAAAGGUGAUGUCUCCUCCCCGUCCGUUGGAUCCCCCUUUUUUUUUGGGUGGGGGCCACGCGCUUUGCCGAAUGCCGCCCUUCUUGUAGUAUUGAUACGAAAACCACCUCCUUUUCGCUAUGUCCGUGCAGUGCUACUACUUCCGUUACAGCUUUUUCGGCCGCUAUCUUCAGUCGCCCCUGAAAUCUCUCACCAUCCGCUCGAUUUGUCGUCAGUGCGCCGCCGGAGUCAAACACGACCGCAACUUCACUCAAGAAAAUUGACGAGUUUUUACACCGUUGACGCAGUUUUGAAAGUGGACUAUUUUGGACAAGCAUACCCCCGAGUGCCAAGUAAUUAUAAGACGUUUUGGACAAGACCGACUCAUCAGAAUUCCGGCUCCAUCGACGACGCGUGAGUACACAAAUUGACAGGGUGGGCAUGAGUCGGCUAUUCCGUUUGUGUUGCUGGUGUUGGGCGCUUUCAGCCAUGUCGCUAGACAGAUUACCACUAGCUCUUACCGCUACAGAUGAAGCGGAACCGGAUUUCAUCGGGCAAAUAGACAACGUGACGGUAGCUCAGGGUCGAGAUGCCAUCCUAUCGUGUACAGUUUCCCACUUGAACGACUACACGGUUGGCUGGGUGAAGGUGGACACGAAAGCCAUUCAGGCCACUGGCAGGCGAGUGGUGACCCUAAAUAGCCGCGUCUCAGUCGAGAACAUUCCCGACUCGCCCAUUUGGAAACUGAUCAUCAAGAGCGCCCAACCCGACGACGCUGGCUACUAUAUGGCGCAAAUCAACACGGACCCAAUGAAAAGCCAGAUGGCUUACUUAUCGGUAAUGGAACCGCCUAAUAUUGACGACGAAGCGACGCCCAGCGUUAGGCAAGUGCGUGAAAAUGAGCCAGUUGAACUCUACUGCCAAGCUACUGGCCAGCCAGUGCCGAUCAUUGCGUGGAAACGGGAGGACGGUACCAACAUCAGUCACGAUCCCUGCCGUCACGCCAAUGACACGCAACAGAAAAUUGUAUCGUCCAACGGUUCACUUCCCAAGGGUCACGGCCGAUUAUGCAUCGCUUCGGCCGAUCGCUCGUCAAUGGGCACAUACUUUUGCAUCGCUUCCAAUGGCGUACUGCCGUCGGUCAGCAAACGUAUCCAACUCGUCGUUUUAUUCCCGACAGCUAUCAGGGCUGAGAAACCAUUAGUGGGAGCUCCCGCAGGAGUCAACGGCAUCGGGCUGGAGUGCAUUGUUGAAGCCUCGCCUCUGAGCCAUCAUCUUUUCUGGUACUUUGGCAACACUUCCAUCGGACCGAACGAGCGACAUACAAUGACUAUUCAUAAGAUCAAUGCCUACACUAUCAAGAUGACGCUGGCAAUUUUGAAUCUACGGGAAACAGACGCUGGCCUUUAUCGGUGCCAAGCGGGCAGGAGUGAAGCUACAAUACGGCUUUAUAUACACAAUCCAAUGACUACGCCAUCUCGGUCAACAACUACUAAAUGGAUGCUGGACAUUAGAACGACGCCGUGGAAAGAGAGGCAGCUACGGACGAGUGCCGCUCAUUUGGCUAUUAUUCAAUCGCCGGUCAUCACGACGGAGACUUACCGGUCAGUGACGCUCAAUCGGCACACAUCAUCGCAGGCCGAGGUUCUCACCAGCAGCAACAGACCAGUGCAGGAAGUCGUUUACAAGAAUCCCUCUGUUCACAGAAGGCCUCCCAGCAGCUCAACGGCAUCGGAUUUGAACCAUCAGCAUCGGCCUACUGGUCAACUAGUGUUGAUGACUUCAAUGAUUGCAAUUCUUACUCAGGUGAUCAGCUUUGUCUCGUGCUGAAAAGUGAACGAGAAUGAAUUUUUAAAAAAUUGACGAAAUCAAUGUAACCAUAUAGCAGUUUUCCCCGGUGUGUGAGUUGUGUACAUUAUCGUGACAGCCGUUUGAUAAUCGUUUAGAUCAAACUGCGAUACGUAGAAUUCAAUGUUUGAUUAUUCAUGUUUUUUUUAUUUAAACGUUUUCUGGGUAUUUUUUAAAAUCUUGUUUUAGGAGAAUCGGUUCUUCUUUCCAGUAUCAUGGAAAAAUGUAUUCAAAUGGUAAUAACUAAUUGGUAAGAAAUACAUGUCCCACUUUUUACUUUCCAAUAGAAAUAGUGAAAUGGGACUUUGAAAAAAUUGUGUAAAGGUUAGAAAGUUCGAGCAUUUGUUACUCGUAACGUCUCUCUUUUAGUUCUUGUUUACAAUUGAUAAUCAGCUAUUAUAAAGUCAUGAAAGCCGAAAAGAUUUCAGAUGUAAACAGCGAAUACAAUUAGUCUAGUUUAAAAA
Molecule: messenger RNA, 3830 nt
Organism: Daphnia magna
Lineage: Eukaryota; Metazoa; Arthropoda; Branchiopoda; Diplostraca; Daphniidae
Product: lachesin
Exons: 11
Coding region: 1960-3348 (462 amino acids)
Cellular component (GO): neuron projection
Source: RefSeq, a predicted model, not a curated record